Dreissena polymorpha is the source of this 4665-nucleotide messenger RNA. RefSeq lists its product as uncharacterized. NCBI's taxonomy places the organism in Eukaryota, Metazoa, Mollusca, Bivalvia, Myida, Dreissenidae. The coding region runs from base 515 to 1060 and encodes 181 amino acids. The record is from RefSeq and is a predicted model, not a curated record. The transcript has 5 exons.
UCUACCUGACAUUGAGAUUUUCUAUCAGGGUUUUAUAAAGCCUCUUAAUCAGUCUGAAUGAGAAAUAGUGACAGCCCGUGACGUCCGGGUUCCGUUUUAGAGGUUUCCAGUGAAAUACAUACAACGUGUAUGAGCAUUUUAUUUUAUUAUUGUUAAAUAAAUGUGAAUUAUAUGUGAUAAUCGGUGACAUUGAUUGUGACAAGGAUUUACUCCACAGACAUCGAAACAGAUGUGAAUGUACUGUCACUGUGUUUCCGUGGUAUGUGAAAUCCUAAAAAUUGGCUGUGAAAUAACUUAUUAAUGCAUAUGAGUGAUGUGUUCUAUCAUACUGAAACCAAACACGGUGUUAGUUCUUAACAUCAAGUACGUGUUUAUUUUGUGUUGUGUAUAAACCCUCCACAUAAUUAUAAUAUACAACUAUUCAUAAAUGCAAUAGUUUAAAAUACCGCCAAUGAGUAAAUGACAGACAUCUAUGCCGGUGAAAUGUUACGUGCGCGUGAGGUGCGACUAGACCAUGGAAUCGAAACUCGCAUAUGUGGCGCUGUCAGCCGGACUGAUAUCUGUGUGUAAAGCAUGUGAGGACAAUGCAGGGGACUCGAAAUGCUGGUACACGCUCUGGUACAUCUGGUUUGUGCUGGGCCUGUUCCUGGUGGUGAUCAUCGUGUUACUGGUGCUGUACAUCAAGCACAGGGCCAAGGAGCGGAACAGAGUGAGACGUAGACGACGAAGCACUCGAACCGUCCCUGUCCACAUCGUACCAACAGGCCCGCCUGCCUACACUGAACCCAGUCACAAACCGCCAUCUUACGAGGAAUCUAUUCAGCAGACGACCCGGUACAGUGUCGAUACCCACAAUUCACUGAACUCUACUUCCGCCCAUGAUUAUAAUGCACCUGUCAGCAUGCCCGGUGUUAUACCUUACCAUACGGACGAGUUCGCGUAUCGACCACCACCAACUAGCAUGCGAAUGCAUUCGAUUCUCCCCGGAAGCACUUCCCCACCACUUCCGCCUUCGUAUGACGUCAGUAUGCAGACAAGAGGUCAAGGUCACCCGUCAUGAUAAACGAUAAACAUAGUGUGUAUGGCCUGUGAUUUUCAUGUACAUAUCUGUGAUAAUCUGUGAUGAACAUGAUUAGUUUUUCCCGUGCCUUCGUGGUGGCGUCCUAGAGGACUGUACCACAUUCGUCAUCACUGUAGUGACGUCACGUAUGGAAGUCCCGCUUCAACAAGUUGGUUGACAAUUCAUGCGAACGUUCAUUGUGGAAAAAUUGUGUCAUCUGAUAUUUGUAAUCGCCAUAUGACCGGCCGAGGUAUGAUGAUUACAUUAUGUGACCCGCACAUGUAUUGAGAAUAUAUCAUCUUAACCCAUUUAUGCCUAGCGUCUAGAAAAAAAAGGCCUUGGCAAACAGCGUAGAUGCGGCGUCUCAUCAGGGUCUACGCUGUUUGCUUAAAGGAAUUUCUGUAAGAAAUAUUCUAAAUAUAGAAAUGAAUAUACUAGACAUCCCUUAUGUUGGAAAUAAAUUUAUCCAAUUUGGAAGGAUGGAGAGUCCACUCGGCAUAAAUGGGUUAAACAGGAGGCAUUAACGGGUAGAAGAGAGCAUGCUUCCGACAAAUAUUCACGUUAAAAGGGCCUUUUUCGCGGAUUUUGGUAUGUAUUGAAGUUUGUAAUUAAAUUUUUUAUAUUGAUAAAUGUAAAGAUUGGGUCCAACAAGUUCAAGUAAACAAUAAACAAGAAUAAAAUAAAAAAUAAUAAAAAAAUAACCCUCAACUGGGCUCGAACCACUGACCCCUGGAGUAAAAGUCUAUCGCUAAGCCCACUCGGCCAUCCGUUCUCAUACGACGAAGGAUGUAUUUUUUACUUUAUAUGAACAAUCCUCUUAGUUUCACAAAUAUAAGAACAACAACAGAACUCUCAAACUUAUUCAAUCGUUUCGCGUUGCAACGCUUUAUAAUUUUCAGUUUUUUUUAAUCGUCAAAAGAUGCAUAUAAUGGAUAUUUUAGAGCAUGGUAAAUGUUCAGUUUUACUGUUUCCUCACAAAUAUAAUAACUAAAACGAAAAUUUGCGAAUCUGAAACAAUUAUUUUUUAUUUUGUCAAUUUACCCAAACGUGAAACGGCCCCUUUUAGGCUUAUAUAUUGACUCUAAAAGAAAAAAUAGUUUAAGUACCAACUUAGCGAAAUCGCUACAACCAAAAAUGAUUAAUACUAGUACCAGGGACAAAAUAGUUACUUUUUGUGGAUGGGGUAGGGAAAGCUGUUAAAAAAAGUGUAUUCAUUCUCGUGUGAAACCGCUGUUCAAUCAUUCGAAAAUUGAACAGAAACAAAGACGUUAGUAUGUAUACAGAAAUCUAAAAACAAAAAUAUUAACGUAUUGAAAGUUCUUCAUAGCAUAAACAUACCGAUCGAACCUUCACUAGCAAGGGUCGUGGGACAGAAAAAAAACACAAAAGGUUUAAGUUCUGCCCUAUACUGCACAUUGUUAAAUGAGUUAGUAAAACAUAUCCGUAUGAAUAUUUUUACCAAAAUUAUGCAUUUCCUUGCACAAAAGGUACGCAUAUCGAGGCCUCCUAGUAACAUAUAUAUCUCUGUUAUUACUAUGUUUAUUUUUUUUUUACUAUUAUUAUUAUUAUUAUUUUAUACAAAGUAUGCUACCGAGAACAACAUGCUAUUUCCAUUUCGCAUCUUAUAGGCGCGUUGCUCUAUUCACAAUUAUUUGGUUGCAUAUACAGUUUUUAGUCGUUAUGCGUGUUCAAAACUGAAAUGAAUAGAUGAACUUACCUUAAUAAACAUUUCAUGAUUUCUUUUUUAGAUUCAUUAUCAAACGUUUUCGUGUUCUAGUCAUAUGAGCUGCGUUCUGAGAAAACUGUGCUUAAUGCAUGUGAAUUGUCCCAGAUUAGCCUGUGCAGUCCACACAGGCUCCUCAGGGUCGACACUUUCCGCCAAAACUUGAUUUUCGGUAAGAAGGCACUACCUUGAAACUAAAAAUACUAUAAAAGCUGAAAAUGUCGUCCAUGAUUAGCCUGUGCGGACUGCACCGGCAAAUCUGGGACGACACUUUACGCACAUGCAUUAAGCCCAGUUUUCUCAGAACGCGGCUGAUAUAGUUGACUUAUGGAGUUAACUUAAAUAUACAAACAUAAUCAUACAGUGCAUACGCUACUUAUUUAUAUUAUUGGUCAAGAACACUUACAAUCUGGUUUCGUUUCUAGUUUAUGUGGAGUGAAGUCCAGUCUAGUUUAUGUGGAGUGAAGUCCAGAAGUCAAUUUUCUAAAUAGAAACUUCAAAGAUAUAUUGUGUAUGGUAUUGGUCAGAAUCAAUUAAAUAGUUCUAUAUUAAACUAAUUAAACGCAGCAAGUUUCCUUGUUGGCAUGUUUUCUUCGGAAAUAAUCUUUCGUUUGCAUUUCAUUUCGGUAAUAUUUAAUUUUAGUUUGUUGACAUGUCAAUCAUUAGAUUACGCAUUUGUAUGUAGUAAGUUUCAUAGACAAGUGUUUUCAAUGUCUGUGUUAUUUUUUAGCAUUCUGUGUAUUUGUUAUUGAGUUACUUCCAGCACUUUAGCUUGUUUUCUUUUGAUGCUUUUGUUGUUAUUAUUCUUAUUGUUGUUUGAUACAAAGAAUGUGUUAGUUAUCGUUUUGCAAAGGUGAAUGACGAAUUAUUUUAGACGGAAUGGUUUUGAACCAUAAUUAUUCCACUCUUUAUUUCCAUAUAUAGGUCAUAUAUUUGUUGUGUUUUUCUCAUUUAUUCUAAGUAGAUCUAUAUCACAAAGAUCUCAUAUAUCAUGGCUUUUAACUGUGUCGGCACGUUUAUACAGACAGUACUAUAACUGAUUAUCGUUCUGGAAAAACGAGGAUUAAUGCAUGUCCUCACACAAGCUAAUCUGUGACGACACUUUUUACCUAUACUAGAUUUGCGUUAAGAAGAGACCAAAUUAAACGGAAAAAUCCAAAAAGCGGAAGAUAUCGUCUCUGAUCAGACUGUGUGGACUGCAUUAAGCAAUUUUUUCCCUGAACGAGGCUCAAAUAACUGCAUCGUUCUGACAGGAAACAAAAUGCCCAAGUCUUGUUUUUAGAAGCCUCGUAUUUGAUCCGAAUCAAUUAUAUGAGUCGUGUUCUGAGAAAACUGGGCAAAAUGCAUGUUCGUAAGGUGUCGUCCCAGAUUAGCAUAUGCAGCUCGCACAGGCUAAUCAGGGACGACACUUUCCGCUUUUAUGACAUUUUUCGUUUAAAUGAAGUCACUUUUUAUCAAAAAUCCAAUUUAGGCGGAAAGUGUCUUCCCUGAUUAGCCUGUGCGGACACUUUACGCACAUGGAUUAUGCCCAGUUUUCUCAGGACGCGGCACAUAAUCUCUAUGUGUUGGUAUCAGUAUAAUUCGUCUUGAACGGAUUCCAUGUUCAAUAUGUAAUCAAUGCGAUGUACAUGUAUGCGACGUGAAUCCAAUUAAAAUCAUGUUAAGUAACAAACCGAAUUUGAUAUCUAGCAGAAUAACGAAAGUAUACGUAUUUUUACAUAAUGUAUUUGUUAAACUUCACUGGCAUUUUUCAGAAAGUAAUUGUUUCAUUUCCUGCACGAAAUAUACCGUUAAUGUUGUGUUUGACAUAACUAUGCUACAUGUUAAAUUGUUGUUCAGCAUAUCUGUGAUAGUAUUUGUAGACAUAAAUUGUUGAAGAGAG